Molecule: messenger RNA, 1653 nt
Organism: Amborella trichopoda
Lineage: Eukaryota; Viridiplantae; Streptophyta; Magnoliopsida; Amborellales; Amborellaceae
Biological process (GO): DNA repair
Molecular function (GO): DNA binding; endonuclease activity
Source: RefSeq, a predicted model, not a curated record
AUGAUAGUUCUUUCAUGGAAUGUUAGAGGUUUGGGAGAAACCAGACGAAAAAGUGAUAUUAAACUGUUAGUAAGGAAAUAUAAACCUGAUAUUGUAAUCUUGCAAGAAACUAAAUCUGAUGUUCCAAAUUUUGCUUUGAUUAAGGAUAUUUGGGGUCAUGGGGCAGUUAAAUUUGAGAGUGUGGAUGCUAUAGGGGCCUCAGGUGAGCUCUGGAGUUUAUGGGAUUUCCUCUCUUUUCAUUGUUUGAGUGUGGAGAGAAGGGAUAUGUUUGUGACUAUCUUUUUACAGGGGCCGACUUUUGGUAAUUCUUGGGGUAUUGUUAACGUUUAUAGCCCUGUGAUACUUUCGCUCAAAGAAGCCUUUCUUAAUGAUCUUGGUGAUGUCUGGCUUGCUUAUGAUGUGUUAAUUUGUUUUGGUGGUGACUUUAACUUCAUUCGUUGGCCAGAUGAGGCCUUGUUGAAUAUUGCUAUUCGAUGCGAUUGUUUAAUUCCUUUAUUGAGUGACAUCGGCUCUAUGAUUUGCCCCUCGCAGGGUCUAAAUUUUAUUUGGUCUAUUAACAAUGCUAAUUGUCUAGUUAUGUCCAAGCUUGAUCGUUUUUUGAUGACUGAGAAUUGGGUGAAAGCUUUUCCUCUGGCAACAGUCAAAGCAUUGCUGGGACUUUCAUCUGAUGACAUUCCGCUAUUACUUAAUACUAUCUUAAGUAAUUAUGGGAGAAAGCCUUUUAGAUUGGAGUUGGCUUGUUGGAGAUCUGAGAACUGCUACUCAAUCAAAACUAAAAUUGACAAUAUCUUGGAUGACUUACAGAGAUGGGAUCAGGACAUUCAACAAAUGAGCUUUAUAUAUGAGGCUGCUGUUGGGUUGAGAAACAAGUUGUUGUCGUCUUUGGAUGCCUUUAAUAGAGCUGAGGAGAUCUACUGGAAACAGAGGUCCAGGGUAAAAUGGUUAAAAGAAGGUGACUGUAAUACCAAGUUUUUUCAUGCUAUUGCUAGUGCACGUAAGAGACAUAAUGACUUGUUUGGUCUCCUGGUCUCGGUUGUGGCUGAAGAUGAUAAUACAGCUUGGGAAAACAAUGUCUUGGCUCACUUCCAUAAAGCUUUCUCUUUUGAAAUCCCCUUCAAGCCUAAUCUGAACAGACUGGCCUUUCUUACUAUCCCUUCUUCUAUUGCUGACAGUUUGGAAAAAGAGGUUUCGACGGAUGAGUUUAAGCUAGCAGUGUUCAAACUCCUUGGAGAUAAGGCCCCAGGACCAGAUGGCUUCUCCUUGGCAUUCUUUAAGAGAUUUUGGCCGGUGGUUAAACUAGAGUUAUUGAAGAUGGUGAGGGAGUUUAUGACAACUGGGGAGUUUCUUAAAAGGGUAAAUGCCACUUUUAUUGCUUUAACUCUAAAAAUGUUUGUUAUAUCUACUUUAUCAGAUAUUAGACCUAUCAGCCUUCUCACUAGUCUUUAUAAAAUUGUAGCUAAAAUCCUUCUUGAAAGGCUGAAAACAGUUUUCCCUAUGCUCAUCUCGGAUACACAGUUGGCCUUUAUUCAAAGUAGGUUGAUUUCAGACAGUGUUUUAAUUGCUCAAGAGUGUAUCCACUCUAGAUUGAUAAGCAAAGAACCGGGGGUAUUGAUGAAACUGGAUUUGGAGAAAGCCUAUGACAAAGUGGAAUAA